GAAUUUUCUAUUUAAUUUCGGGAAUUCGGGGAACAUUUCCGGCUACGGUUGGCGCGCACUGCAGGCCUUGCAGCAGUGGCGUAGGCCCGAUCGCCGCUCAGGGCAGCCGGGCCUCCCCGCGCCCUGCGUGCCCUCUGCGCGGGUGUGCCGGUCUCGGCGGCAGCCCAGAGCCCGCACGGGGCUGCGGCGGGAACGGCUGCGUGUCGCCUGCCCCGGAACCCCCGGCCGAGGGCGGCGGCGGCGCGGCGGAGCGUGUUCCCAGCGGCGCGCUCCGACGCCGCCCGGCGCGCAGGGGCAUUGUGGGUGCCCGGCUGCCGCCGCUGCGGCUUUCGGCGGGUUCUGUUAAAAUGGCGCCCUGAGGCGGCGGUGGCCGGCGCUGCCGGGUCCUUGCGCUGCUUCGCGGGAGGGGUGGGGGGGCGCGCUUCCUCUCCUCCCUUCCGCUGUCAUCCCGCCGCGCCUCCGGCUCUGCCGCCCGCUCCCCCGUUACACACACCUCCUGCCUCUCGGGCGGCGAUGGCGACUCCGGACCAAAAAUCCCCCAACGUUUUGCUGCAGAACCUCUGCUGCCGCAUCCUGGGCAAAAGCGAAGCUGAUGCAGCCCAACAGUUUCAGUAUGCAGUGAGAGUUAUAGGAAGCAACUUUGCUCCCACUGUUGAGCGGGAUGAAUUUCUUGUGGCAGAGAAAAUCAAGAAAGAACUUGUGCGACAAAGAAGGGAAGCAGAUGCUGCUUUGUUUUCAGAACUCUACAGAAAGCUCGGUUCACAGGGCAUUUUGAAAAACAAAUGGUCAAUACUCUACCUCCUGCUUAGCCUUAGUGAAGAUCCACGUAAGCAGUCUAACAAGGUAUCAAGUUAUGCCACGCUUUUUGCUCAAGCAUUGCCACGGGAUGCUCACUCAACCCCUUAUUACUAUGCCAGGCCUCAAAGCCUUCCAUUGAAUUACCAAGACCGCAGUGCUCAGUCUGCCCAGAGUUCCUGCAGCAUGGGGAGCAGUGGGAUCAGCAGCAUCGGCCUGUAUGCUCUGAAUGGGCCAACGCCAACUCCACAAUCACUCCUUCCAGGACAAUCCUAUCAAGCUCCGGGUGUUGAGAAUUGCCUCCGUCAGCAAUUAGGGUCACGUCUCGCGUGGACUCUAACUGCAAAUCAGCCUUCGUUACAAAGUGCUACCUCAAAAGGCUUUUCAAAUGCUGUGUCCCGUGGUGUGCCAAGGUCAAGGCGAGAGGGGGAUACAAGCGGCUCUGUUGAAGUAACUGAAGCAAAUCUUGUAAGAGAUGUUUUGUAUGUCUUCCAGGGAAUAGAUGGCAAAAACAUCAAAAUGUGCAAUUCUGAAAAUUGCUAUAAAGUGGAGGGAAAGGUGAGCUUGUCCAAAUCUCUCAGAGAUACAACAAGUAGACUUGCAGAGCUCGGAUGGCUACAUAAUAAAAUAAGAAAAUACACAGACCAGAGGAGUUUGGAUCGUGCGUUUGGACUUGUGGGACAGAGUUUUUGUGCAGCCUUACAUCAGGAACUUAAAGAAUACUACCGACUUCUGUCUGUUUUACAUUCUCAGUUGCAAUUGGAAGAUGAUCAGGGUGUGAAUUUGGGACUUGAGAGCAGUUUAACACUUCGCCGGCUUCUAGUCUGGACAUAUGAUCCUAAAAUAAGGUUAAAGACCCUUGCAGCACUUGUUGAUCACUGUCAAGGGAGAAAAGGUGGUGAACUAGCCUCAGCAGUUCAUGCCUAUACUAAAACAGGAGAUCCUUACAUGAGAUCUCUGGUUCAGCACAUUCUUGGCCUAGUAUCCCAUCCUGUACUGAAUUUCCUUUAUCGCUGGAUUUAUGAUGGAGAGCUGGAGGAUACAUACCAUGAGUUUUUUGUAGCUUCAGAUCCUACAGUUAAAACGGAUCGGUUGUGGCAUGACAAAUACACUCUGAGGAAAUCAAUGAUCCCUUCUUUUAUUACAAUGGAGCAGUCAAAAAAGGUCCUCUUAAUAGGAAAAUCCAUAAACUUCUUGCAUCAAGUUUGUCAUGAUCAAACUCCCUCCACAAAGAUGAUUGCUGUGGCAAAAUCUGCAGAGUCGUCAAAAGAUGCUGCUGAUUUGUUCACAGAUCUGGAAAAUGCAUUUCAAGAGAAAAUUGAUGCAGCUUAUUUUGAGACCAGCAAAUACCUGUUGGAUGUUCUCAAUAAGAAGUACAAUUUACUGGAACACAUGCAGGCCAUGAGGCGAUACUUACUACUUGGUCAAGGAGACUUUAUCAGGCAUUUAAUGGACUUACUCAAGCCAGAGCUUGCACGACCAGCUACAACCUUGUAUCAGCAUAAUCUAACUGGAAUCCUUGAAACAGCGGUGAGGGCAACUAAUGCCCAGUUUGAUAAUCCUGAAAUUCUCAAACGAUUGGAUGUUCGACUUCUGGAGGUGUCUCCUGGGGACACUGGAUGGGAUGUCUUCAGCUUGGACUAUCAUGUUGAUGGGCCAAUAGCAACGGUAUUUACACGUGAGUGCAUGAGCCACUAUCUAAGAGUAUUUAAUUUCCUUUGGAGAGCAAAGCGAAUGGAGUAUAUUCUUACUGAUAUAUGGAAAGGGCACAUGUGCAAUGCAAAGCUUCUGAAAAGUAUACCAGAGCUUUCUGGGGUGCUGCAUCAGUGUCACGUUCUGGCAUCAGAAAUGGUCCAUUUCAUUCAUCAAAUGCAGUAUUACAUUACAUUUGAGGUGCUUGAAUGUUCAUGGGAUGAACUCUGGAACAAGGUCCAACAAGCACAGGACUUGGAUCACAUCAUUGCAGCUCAUGAAGUUUUUCUAGACACAAUCAUAGCUCGGUGCUUGCUGGAUAGUGAUUCCAGGGUACUUCUCAACCAGCUCCGAGCUGUUUUUGAUCAGAUCAUUGAGCUCCAGAAUGCCCAAGAUGCAAUGUACAGAGCUGCUUUGGAGGAGUUGCAGCUGAGGUUGCAAUUUGAAGAGAGGAAAAAACAGCGUGAGCUUGAGGGAAAGUGGGGUGUAACUGCAUCAGAAGAUGAAGAAGAGAGCAGGAGGAUGAAAGAAUUUCAAGACUCAAUACCCAAAAUGUGCUCACAGCUGCGAAUACUCACUCACUUUUACCAGGGAAUCGUCCAACAGUUCUUGGUUCUGCUGACAACCAGUUCUGAUGAAAGCCUUCGGUUUCUUAGCUUUAGAUUGGACUUCAAUGAACAUUAUAAAGCAAGAGAGCCAAGGCUUCGCGUGUCAUUGGGCACUAGAGGCAGACGAAGCUCCCAUAUGUGAAACAACUGCGAAGGACUGCACCUCGGUAUCCGAAGGACGUUGAACCUCUUGUUGGACAAGGCAAUCAGUGUUGACAUAGUACCACCAAAUCGUGCGUGAUCGGUGUCUGCCAUUUCUGGAGUCAACAUGUUUUUUGGUCAUGUGAUUGUGUGACACUGUAUAGCAGAAAGCAAAAACAGUAGGGUUUUUCUACACAGACAUUUCUAGAAUUACCAGACUAAAUGGGCUGAUUGAACCUCUUCCAACCAACUUCUUAAACCAUCCUUUUAAAAAGUUGCCAAUUUAAUUUGAAGCUUUCUGAGUUCUCUCCACUGUAACUUAUAUCUGUGUCCAGGAAAUCACAUCUUUUGUUUAUAGAAAGCACCCUUUCCUUUUUUAACAAGAAAAUAAGAAGGUUAUUUUUUCUAUAUGUACUUGUUCUCUGAAGAGAGCUUUUGUUAAAGCAAACAGAUGAGGACCCAGACCUGAUGUCCCUGUUAAGAAGCUAUACAGCAUUUCAUUAUGCUGAUUUUUUUUCAGUGUUGUGAUGUGUUUGACUGUGUGAGAAACUUUGUAUCAGGAGACAUAAACUUCUAUUUAAUUUGUUGUUGUUUUCAAAGUUAAACUGAAAUGAAAAAAUCUAGUAGGGAAAUUCUAUGGUUACUGUACAGGACAAAACUAUAGAAGUAGAGCAGGAGUGUAUUUGUUGCACAUAAGAUCUGAAAAAUGAAGUUAAAGCCUCAGUACUGUUAAAAGAAGGUGUUGGUUAAGACUGAAUUGAAUGAAGUAAUUGAUGUUCAGAAUAGGAUGUGUAGAAACAAACUGACUUGGCUGAUGUUGACUUCAUUCUUUUCCCUUCCCUAUUUUUUCAUUGUAAAUAUUUAUAUAUUGCUGUCCAGGUGUUGGGGAGAGGGGGAUUCUUCUUUUGCAAAGUUGUCAUUAUAUCAGGUCAUUUAUUAUGUUCCACAAGUGCAAGCUUAGAAAAAUAAAAACACGAUUAUCUUUCAAACAA
Molecule: messenger RNA, 4228 nt
Organism: Strigops habroptila (Kakapo)
Lineage: Eukaryota; Metazoa; Chordata; Aves; Psittaciformes; Psittacidae
Gene: TUBGCP3
Product: tubulin gamma complex associated protein 3
Exons: 22
Coding region: 514-3237 (907 amino acids)
Biological process (GO): spindle assembly; cytoplasmic microtubule organization; mitotic cell cycle
Cellular component (GO): equatorial microtubule organizing center; gamma-tubulin small complex; spindle pole
Molecular function (GO): microtubule minus-end binding; gamma-tubulin binding
Source: RefSeq, a predicted model, not a curated record